This is a messenger RNA of Daucus carota subsp. sativus, 1256 nucleotides long. RefSeq lists its product as uncharacterized. NCBI's taxonomy places the organism in Eukaryota, Viridiplantae, Streptophyta, Magnoliopsida, Apiales, Apiaceae. Bases 64 to 894 code for a protein of 276 amino acids. The transcript is spliced from 6 exons. The record is from RefSeq and is a predicted model, not a curated record.
UGCAGGUAACCCCCCACCGUGUCUCUCUCCCCCUCCAUCUCUCUCGUUUAUACACAAUAAACAAUGGAGGAAGAAAAGGAGCAGCUAUACCAGCACCUUCACAAACUAACACCCUUAAUCGAAUCCCAAACCCAACUAGAAGAAUUGGUCAAAACCCUCUGGAGCACUCGCAAAACGGGUCUCUCUCCCGCCCAGAAAUCACACUUUCAGUCUCUCCUCACUCUCCCCAAUCUCUCCGCACUCAGCCCGGUUUUGGCAUGCCUUCGCUCACUUAUCAGGAAAUGUGCGCAGGAGAACUUCGUUAUAAAUGACAUCUCAAAGCUGUUUCCUCCUGAUCUGCCACUUGAUUUGCAGAGGUCUCUUGUUGUAAUAUUUCAGAGAUGUCAAAACCAAUGGAAAGAGGAUCUAUCGGUAACCCAGACUCAAUCCCCGAGGACCAAAUUUCCUUCCCACACCAUUGCUGGCAUGCCACAGCCUUCAACUUGUUUUCGUACUUCAGAAUAUGUUGCCUCUCCUAGGCCUCUCAAUCUUCUUGCUGGUAAUGAUAGUUGCAACAAUAUUGGGGCUUCUGUUCCAGUUAUAACUGAUAUUAAUCUGUCGCCUUUGGCUUCCAUGCCUCCUGAACAAGGUGCUGGUACUGAUAAUCUGGGAACUCCACCUAGACUAAAGUCAAUGACUUGGACUGUGGAUAAUCAGAGCAAAGCACGAAGAAAUAAAGUGGCAGUUAUUAAUCUUAAGUUGCAAGACUAUACCCAAUCACCCCUGAGAGAGUCUGAAGUAAAGUUUCAGCUUACUAGAGAGACAGUUGAUUCGAUGUUGAAAUCUAUGACCCAGAUUAAUGAGCAAUUUUCAACCCAUGUCGGAUCUUCCUCGGGGACUGUGUCAAAGAAGUAGAAGCAGCAACUGUUUUUUCUUUAACCAUGUAUAUGAACAGAAAAAAUCAGUGGCUCCAAAAUAUUUUAAUUUCCUUUGCUAGUUAUGUAUCCUAGCAUUAGUAUCAGAUGAAUCUGAAUAUGCAACAACACUAGUGAAGCAAGAAAUAUAGGGUGGCAAAGUUUCUGCUGGCCUUUUGGAUUUUCGAGGUCGAAAGUCAUCUUUUCAAUUUUUUUUAAUCUCUAUGUUUAUGGUGAACAAUACCAAAGAUUUCUACGUCUUACAUCAUCUGGAAAAGAAUGAACAUUUUAUUUUUAUCAUCGUGACUUGGUAGAAGCGAUUUGAUGCUUAUUCAAGAAUUUAUUCACUAGGUUGAUGAUUCA